UUCUCCUGGUUUCUGGGCUUCUCAGCAUCUGUGUGUGUGUUUGUGCUUCUGUUGUCCUCUCUCUCUAUUAUGACCCAAUCCCAAAACGUGGUUUGGUCAGGUGAUUAGGAUAUGAGGAUUAACAACUUUCAGAAUGGGUAGGAUAUACCCAUGGAACAGCAAAGAUUAGUGCGUUAAUCUGAUUAAUAGGCUUAAAAAGGAUUAAGCCACGCUGUUUUAAGACUUCUUUUUUCUUCUAAUUGCUUGUUCUAAUCACAUGGAGGGAAGAAAAAGAGAAUGUAAAGCCAAGCUGAGCAAUGUUGUAAGAAAAGCUGGAGAGAAGGGCAGAAUCUUAAUGGGCUUGGGAAAGUCCUUGGAGGGGGACAAAGUGAAUCUACUUCAAGAGGCUCCGCUUAGUUUGUCAGAGUCAGAAGAUGGAUUUACUAAAGGAGAUUCCAGGACUGGGCCUAAUUGUGAUACAAUAGUGAAAAGUCUGUGUUUUCAAGAAUCAGCGGAGUCUGUUCGCUGGAACUUUGUGGAUAAGGAAGAGGACUUUUCUGAUAAGUGUGUUAUUCGUCUGUCAGGUCGAAAGACCAGUGAUGAUUGGUCAUCAGAAGGGGUCAGGGGGUCAGACAGUGAGAUCAGAAGGUGGUCAAAUAAUGAUGUGAUAUCAUCAGAGACUGAAAAGUCUAUGAUAAGUUUACCUUGUGAUAAAUUGGAACGAUUUUCUACUAUGCCAAAACUACGCAGGAAGAAAAAGACUUUCAUCCCAGAAUGGCUAACCAUGGCCAAAACGCCAUCCAGUCGAUCAAGUUUACGUGAAAAAUUACAGGAAGAAUUUCUAAGUUGCAAGAUUUGUUUGGAAUCUUUUAUCAAACCAAAAGCUUUACCAUGCCUUCACAGCUUUUGUGAACAUUGUUUGAGAGACUAUGUGAGGAGGCAUCCCGGGGAAAAACCUGGACACUUUCCGUGCCCCAUGUGCAGAAAGGAUGUGAAAAUUCCAGAGAGGGGGAUAGGGGAUUUCCAGGAUAAUUUCUUACUCCUCUCCUUGUCCGAUACAUUAGAAGAGGAUGAGGAGCCUUGGAGGUUCAGUCCCUCCCCCGGGAAGCAGCAGACUAGUAACAGCCUGGUCUCCCCUCCUCGGACUUUUGCCCCACCCACACCCCAGGAACAGCAUCUGAGAACUUUUGAUUGGUACUUUGGUAAGGUGUCUCGACAAGCUUCGGAGGACUGGUUGUUGAGCCCGGGGUACCCCAAAGGGACUUACCUGGUGAGGCAGGGAGAGGCAGCCCCUGAUACGUACACCCUGUCUGUGAGGGACUGUGAUGAAUUAAGGGGAUACAUCGUCAAACAUUAUAAAAUUCACACACAGAGAGACCCCCACGUCGCAUUUCAAAGCUACUUCAUAACACCACGGAAAAGAUUCAAAACACUUAGUGAAUUGGUUAAUCACUACACAGACAAUGCCGAUGGUCUUUGUUGCAAACUUCAACAAAUUUGCAUGAAGCCCAGGUCUCUGAUAUGGGCUUUUGAUCGAGGAAAACCUGACGAGUACGCCAGUACUAGAGAUACAGUCUUACGUGUUAGAAAGUUAGGGAGUGGACAGUUUGCAGAAGUGUGGCUAGCCCGAUGGCACAGUUCAAGAGACAUUGCAGUAAAAAUACAGAAAAAAGACGCUGUUAGCUCAGCCGCCUUCUUAGAUGAGGCCCAGCUCCUGAAGCAACUACAGCACCCCAAUAUCAUCAAACUGCUGGGCGUAUCCAGCGAGACAACACCCAUCUACCUCCUUUUAGAAUAUAUGAUUAACGGCCGACUCUCCAACUACCUGAGGGAGGGCAAAGGUCACGAACUUGGCCUGUCACAGCUCCUUUGGAUUGCAGCACAGAUUGCUGAAGGUAUGGCAUUCCUAGAGAAGGAGCAUUUUGUGCACCGGAAUUUAGGAGCUCGUAACAUUUUGGUGGGAGAACGUAAUGUAGUUAAGAUUGCUGGAUUUGGAAUGGCAAAGGUGCAAGAUGACCCAGACUUUAACUUCAGAAGAGGGCUGAAAAUGGCCAUUAAAUGGAUGUCACCAGAAGUGCUACUGUGUAACAAAUAUGGUACUAAAGGGGAUGUAUGGACAUUUGGCAUCGUACUGAUUGAGAUCUUUACAUAUGGGAAAGAACCUUAUGAAGGUAUGGGAUCAAAGGAAGCUUUUGAACAUGUGCAGCAGGGAUACAGAAUGCCAAAACCUGACAUUUGUCCCCAGGAAGUCUACGAGGUCAUUUUGACGUGCUGGAAUUCUAAUCCACCCUCCCGCCCCUCUUUUGACUUCUUAAAUACUUUCUUACAUGACUAUCAGAGUUCAUGACAAUGCCACAUGUGUUCAACCACAGAACUAUUUAAGGGCAUGUAACUCGAAUUGUACCAAGGGCAAGCAACUCCACCAGUUCUCUGUCAGUGUGUAAUGGUGGUUAAGAAUCCAAUUUUCUGUUAGUGAAUUAUUUCUUUGUUUUCUACAUGAUUGCUUUUUGUUUUGUUUGACUGUAAAUUUUACCCGACACAAGAAUUCUGUAUAUAGAGAAUAUCUUAAUUAUACAAAUAUUUACUACAAAUAUCAAAUUUAUUUAAGGUAAUACAUAUAUGUAUAUUUUGUUUGUACUGAAUUUUGCAAUUUUUGGAAAACAUUCAUGUACAUUAUCUACAAAACUAGAAAAUCCCCAAAGGGCCAGAAACCAAAUGACACAAAACUGUGUAAUUUUUUUUUGUUUUUCCAAACAAGAAAAUUAGUUUUUUUUAAUACAAAUAUUUUAAAGUUGAAACCUGCUUUAUUUCGUACAUGACAUAAUCAAUAUUAAUCUUUUAGAUAUUGCAUACAUUUGACUUCAAACAUACGGUGUAUUUUGAAUGUCACUUUUUACACAAAAUUGUUACAGUUCAUUGGAAUUUUUUUUCUUUCUUCUUUUUUUUUCCUGGGUAAACAAAA
Molecule: messenger RNA, 2941 nt
Organism: Saccostrea echinata
Lineage: Eukaryota; Metazoa; Mollusca; Bivalvia; Ostreida; Ostreidae
Product: tyrosine-protein kinase SRK2-like
Exons: 8
Coding region: 257-2326 (689 amino acids)
Biological process (GO): innate immune response; cell differentiation; cell surface receptor protein tyrosine kinase signaling pathway
Cellular component (GO): extrinsic component of cytoplasmic side of plasma membrane
Molecular function (GO): ATP binding; non-membrane spanning protein tyrosine kinase activity; signaling receptor binding
Source: RefSeq, a predicted model, not a curated record